Messenger RNA from Knipowitschia caucasica, 423 nucleotides. NCBI's taxonomy places the organism in Eukaryota, Metazoa, Chordata, Actinopteri, Gobiiformes, Gobiidae. The record is from the annotation of a GenBank genome assembly.
AUGAAUACCUCUUUGGACGCUUUAGGCUCCCACGAGCACUUCGGAGCCACACACAUCGGUCCAACCCUGUCCCCCCACACGUGCAGGAUAUGCCCUGGCCCCUUGGCUGAUGACACCACUGACAAACCCUCAGACUCCUCAGGAAGUGUCUAUAAUGACAAGCAUGUGCGCACUCGCUCCAUCAUUGAACGCACCAUCGGCAUACUGAAGGGACGCUGGAUGUGUUUGGACACAGCAGGUGGAAAAUUGCUGUAUAAACCAGAGAAGGUCUGUAGGAUAAUCAUGGCCUACUGUGUCCUGCACAACAUCGCGAUGAAGCGUGGUGUGCCCCUCCCCCUCAGCCACUACACCGUCAGGAUGUGCGCCCUGAUGCAAUGCUGUGACCAGACUGCAGGCACGCCGUUCAUGUUAGAGAGCACUUAA